ACAGAAGAAUUGCUUGACCGGUCAAAGCACGCUACGUAUCGCCAUGUGUCUUAUGCUUAUACGUCGAUGAUCCAAUCCCACGGACCGCCGUUCGUGUCAGUCUGUGGGUCCUAAAGUUACGUCAACUGUUAGGUUGUGCCUUUUAUUGCGUCGACGCAUCCCUCCCCCUCCAACAUCGGCACCAGUCUUACUUCCGUAAGCGUAGAGGAGCCAUGGAGGACGUGUGGUCUUGGGUCGCCGCUCUCCCUGAGCCAUCGCGAUGGCCUUCCGCCCCUCCGUCUCUUGUUCUUGCGUCAGCCGACGAAAAGACGAUCUGCCUCGCAGCCGACCGCACCGCCGGCUCCGGCGCGGAGACCCUCCUCACCUUCUCCAUCACACUCCACGGUUUCCAUCCCUCCAACACCUCUCGUGCCCUAUGGCUGUCGGAUCCCGUAUCCCCUUCAUCCCCUCAUAUCCCUCUCCUCCUCCAGCUCCUCCGUGAGACAAUCUCCAUGUCUCCCUCUUCUUUCUCGUUGUCUGCGAUCAAGUUCGACCAGGAAUCCGUUUCGGGUGCCCUCGGUGGUGACGAGCAGACUGCAUCUUUCUUCUCCCUCGUUUUCGUCCUCCGGCUUUUCUGGACUUGCGCCACUGAAGCUCCUGCCGACGCCGGCUUCCUGUUCUUCCGAGCUCUUGACUCCCCCCUCGAGCAAGCCCUCGGCUGCCGGAUCGCUCUACGUGGCGUCCUCCUUUCCCUCGGGCCGGACGUCGAGGAGCGCUUCAUGCGCUCCCUCGGCUACAUGCUCACCAAGUGGUGCAUCCUCCGCGAGCUUCAGGGCGGCGACUCCAGAGGCCUUCUCCCGGUCGGCUGCUGCCCCUCCUACGGCGCAGAGAGGCACGGGCUUUGGGUCCUGAAGGGCUUCGCUCCGGUGCCGGCCAUGGCCCGAUUUGGUUCCAGCGGCUCGACCGGCAGCCCGAACCUGGAGCCGAAGGACUCCGUGCUGCGCUACACCUUGGCCCACCAGCAGCUCGAAGCCGUGGUACAAUUAGAGUCCAGGGUCUGCAUGCGGGACCCGCGGUUUAUCCGGGUGAGCGUCCGUGUCGACAGUGUACGGCUCAACGUGGUCCGGCUCCGGUUCGGGAGGCGAAAAGAAGUGGAUGACGGCGUCCUGGAGGCCGAACGGCACUUCCCGUCGCGGGCCCGGGUGUGGGUGGGGCCGGAACUGGGGUCGAGCUACGCCACCGGCCCGAGCCUGGGCCGGUCGAGUGGGAACCCGGAGCAGGAGGUGGAGGCGACGCGUACGGUGAAGGGGCGGUUCGGGGAAGGGAAGGCGGCCGGCGUGAAGGCGACGGCACGCACGGCGACGAGGGCGCAGGGGCGCAGCUGGCUGUGGGAGCAGGAGGCCGAGGGCGGCGCGGGCGUGUUCGAUGGGGUGCUCCACGACGGCGCCACGGGGGCGGAGGUGGCGGCGUCGAGGCCAGAAAUCGGCGCGGGCGGCGGCGAAGCGGACCGGAGGGCAGGGAUGAGGCUGAGGUGCAGCGGGUCGGAGAGGGCGUUCAGCAAGGCGGGCGGGGUGGUGGUGGCAGGGGACGAGCUGCCGGAGACGAUAGAGUGGAGGGUGGGAAGGGAGAUGGAGGGGAGGGUGGUGAGGUGGAGACUCGGGGUCCGCGUGUGGGUGAGUUACUUCGCCAAUGACGUGAAGACGGGCUACUGCGAGACGAGGAGCGUGGAGUGGCGGGAGGAGGUGGACUUGGCUUUGGUCGCAGGAACAAGUGAGCUCGCAGCAAGAUGACUUUGGAUAGAUGGGUCCGCCUGUCCGGGAACGCAUUUGGGUUGAGAAGUGGUCGGCUCAAAAAUAAAGAUCGCAAGGCCGGCCCAUUGGAAGCGGUCCGUCCCCGAAGAGGGCCUUUAAAUAACCGUCGGCCCUUUCCAGUUACAAACAGAAAUCCCAAGAAGGCCACAAUGGCGAGAGAUGGCGAAGUGGCCUACUCCAUCGAGGCAGGCGAUGAACUCGAUCCCACUUCGGCGGCGUCGGCCGGUCUUCUCGACGUCUCCCUCAACAUGUGGCCGCCGUCGCAGGAGUCGCGGGACGCCGUGAUCCAGCGCCUGGUCGAGACCCUUUCCUCCCCCUCCGUCCUCACCAAGUGCUACGGCGUCGUCUCCGUCGAGCAGGCUUCCUCCAUUGCUCUCAUCAUCGAGCAGGAGGCCUUCGCCGCCGCCAAUUGCGACGGCGUCUGUCCCUUCUCAGACUACGACUACGGGCUGGAGAUCCUCCAGAUCUACACCAGGGAGAUCGGGAAGCGCAUGAUCGAGUUCAGCAAGUCGAGUGCCCCGCCUGACUCACCUGCGCCCAUCGUCGUGGUCGCUGCCGACGAUUUUGUUUCGAUCAUGGUAGAUUCCGCCUCCACCACCGAUGGUGAUAGGGAGGUAUACUCGUCCACUGAAUCCGAGUCUUCUUGAUUUCAGUCUCGGAUCACUAAUCCGUUGGUAACUUCGCUUGUUUGAAUUCUCUGAAUCAUGCAUCUGUCAUCUGUUUGCUGCAAUGUUGGACAGCGUAGAUAUAGUGCUAAUCGCAUGAAACUUGUUGUUCAGACGUAUACAUAAGAGUAGUUCUGGAGCUUUAA
Molecule: messenger RNA, 2601 nt
Organism: Musa acuminata AAA Group (dessert banana)
Lineage: Eukaryota; Viridiplantae; Streptophyta; Magnoliopsida; Zingiberales; Musaceae
Exons: 1
Coding region: 213-1769 (518 amino acids)
Source: RefSeq, a predicted model, not a curated record